Messenger RNA from Oreochromis aureus, 3911 nucleotides. RefSeq names its product zinc finger, FYVE domain containing 27 (gene zfyve27). Gene Ontology annotation, biological process: neuron projection development; endoplasmic reticulum tubular network formation; positive regulation of axon extension. Gene Ontology annotation, cellular component: growth cone membrane; endoplasmic reticulum tubular network. The coding region runs from base 340 to 1617 and encodes 425 amino acids. The record is from RefSeq and is a predicted model, not a curated record. The transcript has 14 exons. NCBI's taxonomy places the organism in Eukaryota, Metazoa, Chordata, Actinopteri, Cichliformes, Cichlidae. Gene Ontology annotation, molecular function: metal ion binding.
UUAUCAAUUAUCAGGCCUGGGUUAAACGAGGAAGCAGACGCUCUCGCAGCUGAACGGAGCUAGCAAAGCAAAGAUAGCAGGUCCAAAAAAAGCAAAACAGCGGGUUUACUCUCUCUGCCGACACGCUGACAGUUUCAGAAAUCGCCUCGUUGUUCCAGGUUUGUGCUCAUGCAGGAGGACAGCCGGAGCCAUGUUGACUGAGCUGCUUGAAUUUGGAGGCUCUUUCUUCCUCCGGGCUGAAGAUGAUGGUAUCGGUGGGACGCGCUAGUUUCGCCUGAGCUCCUUUCAGCACCGCCGCCGCCUCAUAAGUUGGUUGUUGUUGGAAACCCAGCUCGAGGGAUGGCUUUGCACAGUACCGGAUCAUUCCAAGACCCCUCACAGGGCACAGGGGAUCGGGGGGAGCUGGUGCACACAUUGUCUAAAGAGACCCCCGGGUCUCCAGAUGCCUCUGAGUUGGGAAGCCCUCGCAGUACACCAAACUUUGACCUCCUCAACAUGGUUUUGUCCUAUAAGAGGAUGGCUCUAUAUCUAGAACCGGUUACAGAUGCAGUGGAGCUCAUUCGCUUCCUGCUUGGGUGGAAGAUGCCACUGUGUUCUCUGCUUGUUUGUAUUUUCCUCAAUGUCUUCUUCUGCACAGUUAAUGAAGUCGGUUGGUUCACUGUGAGUUUAGCAGCAGUAUCUUUGCCGGCUGCCUUGGGUUACCUGCAGGACAGGUGUAGGGGCAGAGCCUCAGAAGAUGAGCUUCAGAAGCGUCGGUUUCACGCCGUGUAUCGCAGAGACUUACAGAUAGUUCAUCUCACCAAACAGGAGGCCAUGUUGGAAGUCAAAGACCUGUUGAAGCAGCUGGAUGACAUGCUGUCCUCUGCCUGUCAGUCAGCAGAAGCUGCUUAUAAAGUCUUGUACUGGGAUAAUCACACCAAGUCAUCAAGGUUCUAUGGAGGGAUAUUAAUCGUGGUGUGUCUACUCUAUGUUGCUCCGGUGGCCUGGGUGCUAGCUGGAUUCAACAGUGUCAUCUUUCUGUGGAACAGAGACUUCUGCAGAGUUUUAUUGGAUCUGAAGAAACUGUUCCACAUGGGCAAGACACAGACCUCAGAAGGGGCGUGUGAAGAACAAGAACAAGGCAAUUUAUUGGAGAGGACCCCCACACCGACUAGUCUAGAGGAUCUGUCCCCUGGCAGUGUAGAAGAAGCUGAGGAAGCUGAGCCUGAUGAUGAAUUUAAAGAUGCCAUUGAGGAAAAUUCAGUUUCAACACAGGAGACCCCAUUGGUUUUGGUGGAGGAUGAUGAUGGACCUCUUGGAGCUCCUGAGUAUGACACUAUCUCUGAAAAUGGUCUUCUAAGCCGAAAUGAACCAAUACGCAGCAAAGUGUCUAAACUGACAGAGAAACUGCGUAAACGCUAUCCCACAACUGUCACAGGCAACUGUUCGAGCUGCAAUGCCGUCUUCUCAGUUCUGAAGAAAAGGAGAAACUGCAGUAACUGUGGCAACAGCUUCUGCUCUCGAUGCUGUUCCUUUAAGGUGCUGAAAUCUGUUAUGGGGGCAACAGCUCCAGAAGCACAGAGAGAGACCGUGUUUGUUUGUGCUGCCUGUAAUUCCACUCUCAUCAAACCACAGUGAGAUGGCAUGUUGGUUAUGUCUCCCAACGGUCAGCAGGUGUUCUCUCACUGCUUGGCCCUGAGCCCUAUAUUGGACCCUGACGUACAUGCCUUUGUGUUCAUGUUAAGGCUCUUCUGUCAAGAAACAUCCCAUGUGGAACUCCUACACCCCUUUGCCUUUAUCAGUUCCUCGUUAGCUUCUCUUGUUGCUUAUGGGAUUUCUACUAUUCCUGUUGUUGGAUUUUUCUUUUUUUGUGCUAUCAGUGAAGGACUGGAUCUUAUUACUCAAUGAGACUCAGCACAGUACACAGUGGCUCUAAAAUCAAAGGACCUAUUUACAGUCUUUCCUAGAAGGACCAAUAUAUGCACAGUGAUAACCACGACUCAGCUAGUAGUGAUUGGUGGUUGAAAUAAGCGAACAGGGUUACAAUGGUUUUGCUUUACAAUCUUUGCCUCACAAUAACGGUGAUGGCUCGUGAAUUUUGAUAUCUUAAGGACUGUUUGGCAGAUUAAUGACAAUGUAAUGCUGAAGGACCUUUCUCUAACAACAUAAGGCAUCAAAUCUGCCAUUCAGACUGAUGAAUAUGAUGUGAGACAAUGCUUAAAUUGUACUUAAGCUUGUUCAAAAGUACAAGAUAAUGCUACUACACCUUGCCAUCCAUCUGUCACCAGUAUGAUGUGAUGACUUGUGGGUUUGUCUGAGAUUCUGAAGGAAAGUUUGAGUCCUGAGUCACACAGGGCCACAGUCCAGUCAGCCACCUCUGGCUGCAAGAGAAUGCACAUUCCCCGACUGUUUGUGAACAGUUGCUGGAGGUUGUUAGCUCUUGUUAGUUAAAGUUGCAAAGAGAGCAAUGCAAAAAUAAGUUGUUGUGAUCGCUUCUGUUGCUGGCAGAUUGCUGCGGGCACUAGUAGUUUGUGAGGAAGAUGCCAACUUGUUUGGAGACAUUUAUCAUUUUAGUCUCUGAGCUGUAGUAAAAGUUGAAAAAGAACAGUGCAAGCUGGAAAAAGAGAACAUUUGCCUUCAUAGUACAAGUUGUGCCUUACUGGAACAAACACAUUUUAAAAGGGUCACCUUUCACUUUGAGGCCGAAUGUUCUCCAUCUCUGGUUUCUGUCACACCUUUUACAGCUUUGCUACUGUUGGCGAGUAGUUUGCGAUUGUUUUCACUCCAGCCUCCUAUCAACCAAAAUCAUCUCACAGAGCUUUUCUGGACCUGACUGGUCAUUAUAUCUGAGUAAAUGGGUCUUUAGCAGUCAAUAUCAGAGUGUCUGCCAGCAGGCUCUUACCAACUGAUUCGCAAAUGCACAACGUGCACGACAGAUAGUUCCCAACAGGUCUCUAGGCCUGUGUGACUGAAGUUGACCAGACUGUUAUUUGCUCACAUAAGAUCAUUUUGAGCAAAUGCUGUCCCGGUAAUCCUGGUCUGGAAAACUCACUGUGAUUAGAUUUGUCUUUUUCAGUUGAUUUUCCUACCAGAGGAAGCAGAUGCUGAAAAGCAUAAAAAACUGAAAAUGCAAAGCAAAGUCUCACACAGUGUGGUUUUGUUGAAGGCAGGGUCUGAGCCGUUUUCGAAGUUGAGCAGACCAGUUCACUCUUGUAAUAAUCUAAUUGCUGCUGCAUUUCAGUUGUCAUGGUUUCCUACGUGGGCGUGUCAAACAAGCUUUAUUGUAUUACAGCAGCACGUCCAAAGGUCCUUUGAGUCCAUGUUUUUCGUCUGACUGGAUCGAGUCGACCCAACUGGAUAAAAAUAAUUUGAGUGGACCGAAGAACCCACUAAAACUGUUACCAGAACUUCACACUCUUGCAAGCAGGACUUGACUUGAAGAACUCAUGUGAGGCACUGAAACCCAAUAUGUGGAUCCUGGUGGCAACAUUGUUUUAAUCAUGUUUCAGACACAGAUGAUUGUAACUGUUUGCUUUGCUUUUACUGUAAUCAUAUAUAAGCUUACUGUAAAUAGUUCUAAUUGUUCUAUAUAUAAUAUAUUUAAUUUAAAACUCCUGAAACUGCGAGUUAUUAUUUGAUCGAAUGAUUAAUUAUGUAUAUACUGCCCAGGAUUUUAAAGAUUAAAUUAUGCCGUUAUUAAAAUAAACAAUGUAAAGAUUUACAGCUGUGGUUGGUUUACAUACACUCAUUGUGAGCUUGCAUGUCAUAGUAACUUUUGACUUUUCAUAAUUUCUUUGAACUGUUCCCUUUUCGUAUACAUGUUUAAUUUUAUUUUGAAUUUUCUCUAAUCCACACAGGGUCAAAAUUUUAUGAAAGGGCUCAAAUAUAUGCAUACGCUCCGUUAAAUGUUUCAAUAAAUGGUGCUGAAGGUU